Molecule: messenger RNA, 4302 nt
Organism: Linum trigynum
Lineage: Eukaryota; Viridiplantae; Streptophyta; Magnoliopsida; Malpighiales; Linaceae
Source: the annotation of a GenBank genome assembly
CACAAUCUGGUGACAUCAUAGCUAUCAUUCAGUCUCAACACUGAACAAGAAACAAGAAUAGAGCUGAAUGGGCUAAGAAAACAGUUUUUGGAUAUUUCGUGGAUUUUGAGAGAAAAAAUGGUGAAGUUAUGAAAAAUUAAAUUUCUCACAAUUUUCGAAAAAGAAGUUCUUAUUAAGUCACUCGCUCAAAUACAAAUACCUUUUUUUGCUAUGUCAUUGUUUAUGAUACCCUGUCGAGGGUGCUUUAAGAGGUACACAGAAAUAAUUACAAAUUUCUGGAGGGACAACAAUAAGCUGUGAGAAGAACAAACUCGUUCAAAUGGGAAGUGAUAUGCAUACAAAAAAAAACAAUGAGAGGAGAUACUACUAACAGGGUUGAGAUGGUGAAUUGAUAAUUGGGACUUGGGAGAAUGUGGAUAUCUGGUAAGCUAAGUGGAUUCCAUAUGGAGACAAAUUUAAAGUCUCUUUUCUAAGUCUCUAUGUUGGGAGAGACUACUUCAGUAGUGGAACUAAUGGAUAUGGAGAUGAAAACUUGGUUGCAUUACUUGCUUCAUUUUUUUCAAUCCUGCAGCCAGAAUCCACAUGAAAAAGAUACCUAUCCCUAGACAACCAUCACCAGAUAAAAGGGUGUGGAGUUGUGAGACGUUAGCUCAGUACAUUGUAAAUUCGGCAUACAAGUUGUGGCAAACUGGAAAUGAUGAAGAAAUCAGAGAGUUAUACUCACGAUGAAACUAGAAAAGGAUGUGGAAUUUGAAAAUCCCUCGAAGGAUAAGAUUUUGCGUUUAAAGGGGAUCUGUAACAUUCUACCUAUUGGGGGUUAGAGUUGUGCAAACGACUCAAAAGAAAAGUGAAGGAUGCCCGUUUUGUGACCUAAAAGAAACAUAUGAACACAUUUUUUUGUGAUUGUGGAUGGGCAUGACGAUUAUGGUGACUUAGCUCACUAAAUAUUAUGUUAUGAGAAGGAGAGAAUCUAACAUGCGGAGGAAUGUUUUUGUGCCCUCCAAGAAAAUGAAUAAACGCAAUAAUCGUCAUAACAUAAUACUAGAAUAUGAAGGAGUUCUUUCUUGAAACGGUGGGGGAGCUUGGUAUAUGAUCACUGGGAAAAUGUACAUUUUUAUACCCUCAUUUCAUGGAAUGCUUUACACGGCGGCUCUACAUAUUUUAUACCAUAUUAACUUGGAUUUGUUGGGUAAUUGCUUAAAUGUAUGUUUAGUAGUCUCUAGAGAUGCUUGGUACCUUUUUUUUUGUAGUAUUCUGUGUAUUUUCAAGCAUUGACACCCUAUUGGACCAUCUUGUAUGAGACGAAAACAUCAAAGACCAGACUACUAGAUAUUAGAAGACCCAUUAUUAAAUCUUUCCGAACAACUCGAGUUACUGAUAUACUAAACGGUCGUGACAAAGAACACAAUUCAAAAGCAAAUGUCUGAUUAAAUCAUGAAUAGUUGUUUGAUACAUAUAGAGUGAUAUUCUUGGUAAUUUUGACAUAUAUUUAAUUUACCAAAUUUUCGUAAAUACAAAAUUAUAUCAUGAAUGAUUUAAAAAGCUAACAAAUAUAUUUUUAUUGUAUGUAUUUUUUUUUUAAAUAAACCACCCUCGACAAAAUCCUGUCCACGCCCCUGAAUGACUGCUCUUAUUUGGGUUCUUUUUGUAACAAUCGUGUUUGUAAGUCGGGCUUGGAUCCUUCUUUUCUUACUUCACAUGUAUCUCGUUGUUACCGUUUUCUUCUCGACUUUGCCCAUUUACAAUCUAAUCCAACUUGUUACAAAAAAGUGCAUUAACCUGUAGAGAAAGGUUGAAUAAUCCCCUUCUUGCCGUUGGCUUUUCUUGUUCCUAAGUUGUAAACCUAUCUUCUCAUUUGAAGUCUAUUACAGGCUGACUAAACAAAGUGUAGAACAAUCAUGUCUAUACCAAGUUCCCCUAUCUACAUUUCUUUCUGAAAAUCAACGGAAGGUCCGGUGAAGGCACAACACCGAUGUAUUUAAUUUCCCAUCAUCUGAAAGUAACAUUUUUUGUUCGCUUCCCGUUUCUCCAUUAGCAACCGAGACAAAUUACAGAUAGCCACAAACCAUGUAGCCACUACAGUCCAGUUUAGGGGCUCAAGAGUUCAUCGCCAUUUUUCAUUGGGUAGAAGAAUAAAACAUCACCAUUUUUUUUUUUACAUAACACAACACCGUGAAUAAUUAAUUAAUUAAUCAUUUCCCAAAUACGAAUACUAAUACCAAAAAACCCACCUUUGGCCUCGGCGAUCUCUAAAACAAAAACCAUCCCCCCAAAAAAUGGCGUCAACGACGACGACCAAGGUCAGCGGCGAAGUGAUCGGAAUCGACCUCGGCACCACCUUCUCCUGCGUCGCCGUCGCCCGCAACGGCGCCAUCGAGAUCAUCGCCAACGACCAGGGCAACCGGACCACCCCGUCCUCCGUCGCCUUCUCCGCCGCCGAGUCCGAGCGCCUCAUCGGCGAGGCCGCCAAGAACCAGGCGGCACUCAACCCUCACCGCACCAUCUUCGACAUCAAGCGCCUCAUGGGGAAGCAGUUCGACGACUCCGACGUCCAGUCCGACCUCAAGUACCUGCCGUACAAGGUUGUCAGCCGCGACGGAAAACCCUACGUCGAGCUCGACGUCAAGGGAAGAGACAGAUCCUUCAGCCCGGAAGAGAUCAGCGCCAUGGUCCUCGGGAAGAUGAAGGAGACCGCCGAGCUCUACCUCGGAAAAACCGUCACCAACGCCGUCGUCACCGUCCCGGCCUACUUCAACGACGCGCAGAGGAAAGCCACCAAGGACGCCGGGACGAUCGCCGGGCUCAACGUCAUAAGAAUCAUCAACGAGCCUACCGCCGGCGCGUUGGCGUACGGCCUGCGGCUGGGCGUGAAGACGAGGAGGAAGAUACUGGUGUACGAUUUGGGCGGCGGGACGUUCGACGUCAGCGUGCUGGAGGUCGAGGGCGACGUUUUCGAGGUGCUGGCGACCGGCGGGGACACGCACCUCGGGGGCGGGGAUUUCGACCAGAGGGUGAUGGAGUACUUCAUCGGGCUGAUCAGGAGGAAGUAUAGCGGGGCUGAUUUGACCUCAGACAGGAAGGCCAUGGGGAAGCUGAGGAGGGAGUGUGAGCGGGCGAAGCGCGUGCUCAGCAGUCAGAGCCAGACGCGCGUGGAGAUCGACUCGCUCGUCCAGGGGAGCGACUUCUCGGAGCCCCUGACGAGGGCGAAGUUCGAGGAGCUGAAUUUGGAUCUGUUCAGGAGGACGCUCGAGGUGGUGGAAGGGACGCUGCGUGACGCCGGGCUCCAGAAGGGGGAGAUCGAGGAGAUCGUGCUCGUAGGGGGGAGCACGAGGAUUCUCAGGCUCAGGGAGAUGCUGAAGGAGAUGUUCGGCGGGAAGGAGCCGAGCAACAAGGUGAACCCCGACGAGGCCGUGGCGUACGGCGCUGCGGUUCUCGGUGCGAGCCUCAGCGACGUACCGGAUCAACAUGAACAUGAUGUUACUUUGCUUGAUGUAACGCCCUUGAGUUUGGGUGUUGCAAUACUUGGCGGUGUGAUGUCUAUAGUGAUCCCAAGAAACACACAUAUUCCUACAAUGAUGACCGACGAAGACUAUGAAACUGUCUACGACCAGCAAACUAGUGCGACUUUUCAGGUAUACCAAGGAGAAAGGCCCUUGGUUGAGGACUGUAUCAAGCUGGGGAGCUUUGAUCUAUCGGGUAUCACACCGGCUCCUAAGGGAGUUGCCAAACUGGAGACCACAUUCGAGAUCGAUGCAGACGGGAUACUAAAGGUGACCGCCAGGGAAACGACGUCGUCGAGAUCGAAAUCGCUCGUGAUAAAGGAUUACAAAGGGAAUCUGACGCAACGAGAGAUCGAGAGGAUGGUGAAGGAUUCGAAGAAGAUGGUCGAGGAAGAUAAGCUGGUGAGGGCUCGUGUGGAUGCCCGAAACCGGUUCGAGCGUUUCGUCUAUGACUUGAGGAACACGGUGAGUGACGGGGACGGCUUGGUGAGCGGGAAGAUGGGUUUGGAGGACAGGAGGAAGGUGGAGCGUGCACUGGAGGAAGCUUCUGAGUGGCUGGAUGAUAACCAUUGUGGUAGCAAGAAAGAUUACGAGAAGAAGUUGAAGAAGCUGACGGAUGUUUGGAACCCUAUCAUUACCAAAGUUUAUAAGCUUAUCAGGUAGGAUUAGGGUUUCUGGCUUUGAGAUUUCAGGGAAUUGUUUUACAUAUGAACCGUGUGUGUGUGUUUGCUAUACAUGUGGUGGAGGUAUUAUCUAAUGUUGAAAAAUAAAUUUUCGUGAUGUAUAAACUUUAAAUAAAUUU